This is a messenger RNA of Papaver somniferum (opium poppy), 650 nucleotides long. RefSeq lists its product as uncharacterized. The transcript has 2 exons. The record is from RefSeq and is a predicted model, not a curated record. Bases 7 to 498 code for a protein of 163 amino acids. NCBI's taxonomy places the organism in Eukaryota, Viridiplantae, Streptophyta, Magnoliopsida, Ranunculales, Papaveraceae.
AUUAAGAUGUUCACAAACAUCACCAGGAUUGUGCCUCCUGGUGAUGGAUGUGCUGAGAGUUCUGGGAUAACUGACAAGAGAGACUCAACAACAUCCAAGGUUAGAAGUAGUUCAAUAACAUGCAUUAACUAUGCUAAUUCACCAGUCAGACUUGAUCCAGAGAUGUUUGCCACAUCUAAGAAGAAGUCUACAUGCACUACAUCACCACAUUUGUUCAGAAAGAGUCUACUUAAGAAAUAUGUUGAUGCAGUGAGUAGGAUUAGAGGCAGUAAGAAGAGGUUAUUUGAGAAUGUGGAUGAGUAUGUGAAUGUGGAUGAUGAUGAUUAUGACAACGUUGUAUUUAGUGCUGAAACAAUACAAGCUAAGCUGGAGUAUGAGAACAUUCAACUAUCUAAUGAUGCUGAAGAUGUCUGUCAUCCAAUAGAUGAUCCUAGAAGUCCUGUUUCUGAUACUGAAGAAAUGGGAAUUGGUGUAUACUUUUGUGAACAAUUACUUUAAGGACCACAACUGGGUUGACACUGUACAUCCACAACAGUAUAUGGAAGCAGUCAAUAAAGUACAAGCAAGUGGUGUGGAGGAGGAAGGUGAGAAGGAAUAUCCAAAAGGAAAAGCAAUUGUUCCUUAUGAUAAUUAGGGUAAUGAGGAUUACA